AUGUCGUUGCCGUCAGCUAAGGCCGCCGGAGCAGCAGCUCGCGACGCUGUUGCCACGCCUUCGCCCGGCUCUCUCGACGCGAGCCUGAUGCCUUUCCAGCGGGAGGGCGUGCGCCGCAUCCUGGCGUGGGACGGGCGCGCCCUACUCGGCGACGAGAUGGGUCUUGGCAAGACGCUGCAGGCCAUCGCGGUCGCUCGGCACUACCGGCGAGAGUGGCCGCUGCUCGUUCUCUGCCCGACGUCCAUGGCUCACACGUGGGCGGACGAGCUGGAGCGCUGGUGUCCCGAGCUCGUUCCCGGCCAGAUCAACCUCAUCAAGAGCCACCACAACGGCGCGCUCUCCUCCGCCGCCGUCACCAUCCUUACCUACGGGCUCGUCACCAACGGCAAGGAGAAGGAGCGGCUCGUCGCGAACGUGAUGGCCGCCGGCUUUGCGGUUGUGAUCGUCGACGAGGCGCACUACCUCAAGACGCGCGACUCUGUGCGCACGAAGCUCAUCCUCCCCCUUCUCGCGGCGGCGCAGCGCUGCGUCAUGCUCACCGGCACGCCCGCGCUCAACCGGCCUGUCGAGCUGUACCCGCUGCUCAGCACGCUGCGGCCGCAGCAGCCGGCGUGGCGCACGUACAGCGCCUUCGUGCAGCGCUACUGCGCCGCGAAGCCAACCUUCUUCGGCGGCCGGCGCGGGCUCGACGUGAGCGGCUCGUCGAACGAGGCCGAACUGUACGCGCUGCUCUGCGAGACGCUGAUGGUGCGGCGGCUCAAGGCCGAGGUCCUCGACGAGCUGCCUCCGAAGCAGAGGCAGCGCGUGCUCGUCUCGCUCCCGCCGCAGGCGCGGCUCGCACGCCUCACGAACGAGUCAAUCGGCGAACCGCUCACCCUUGCACCCUCCGCACCCCCCAGGCGACGCUCGCGCUCGACGCCAUCACCCGAGAGGCGGACCAGCUACCGAGCGGGCAGUCGUUCGAGCGGCGGAGCCUAA
Emiliania huxleyi CCMP1516 is the source of this 978-nucleotide messenger RNA. RefSeq lists its product as hypothetical. NCBI's taxonomy places the organism in Eukaryota, Haptophyta, Isochrysidales, Noelaerhabdaceae. Gene Ontology annotation, biological process: DNA repair; replication fork processing. The transcript has a single exon. Gene Ontology annotation, cellular component: nuclear replication fork. The record is from RefSeq and is a predicted model, not a curated record. The coding region runs from base 1 to 978 and encodes 325 amino acids. Gene Ontology annotation, molecular function: ATP binding; ATP-dependent chromatin remodeler activity.